Molecule: messenger RNA, 1010 nt
Organism: Aspergillus nidulans FGSC A4
Lineage: Eukaryota; Fungi; Ascomycota; Eurotiomycetes; Eurotiales; Aspergillaceae
Product: putative carbonyl reductase
Exons: 3
Coding region: 1-885 (294 amino acids)
Molecular function (GO): oxidoreductase activity, acting on the CH-OH group of donors, NAD or NADP as acceptor
Source: RefSeq, a predicted model, not a curated record
AUGUCUGGCGCGCCUAUCGAUGCGACUGGACACUUUGUCCACGGGAACACCGAAGCUCCUGCGCACCCCAGCCUGAUGGCCAUGUUCUCUCUGAAAGGCAAAACGGCGAUUGUCACCGGCGCCGCUGCUGGUAUUGGCCUCGCAGUUGCCGAUGGUCUGGCUGAAGCUGGUGCCAAUGUUGCUCUGUGGUACAACAGCAACACAAAAGCCCAUGAACGGGCGCAGGAGAUUGCUGCUAGAUACGGCGUGCAAGCCAAGGCUUAUCAGGUCAACAUCACGGACUCCGAGGCAGUCAAACAGGCUCUUGAGCAGAGUGUGAAGGACUUGAACGGACGGUUAGACGUCUUCAUUGCCAAUGCCGGUAUUCCAUGGACUCAGGGUCCGGCCGUGGACGGCCAGUUGAGCCACUAUUCUGACGUUGUGGACAAUGACCUGAACGGUACAUUCUACUGCGCAAAGUAUGCUGCCUACUACUGGAGGAAACAGAAGGAGGAAGGCGUUGACCUCAACGGCAACAAGCUCCAGAACUUCACCUACGGUAGCUUUGUCGCGACUGCCUCAAUGAGCGGCCACAUUGUCAAUAUCCCUCAACUCCAGGCCGCCUACAACGCCGCCAAGUCUGGCGUUAUCCACCUAUGCAAGUCCCUAGCCGUUGAAUGGGUCAAGUUUGCCCGCGCCAAUACCAUCUCCCCUGGUUACAUUAUUACUGAGAUCUCCAACUUCGUCCCCAAGGAGACAAAGGACAUCUGGUGUGACAAGAUCCCUAUGGGCCGUGAAGGUCGCGCGGAGGAGCUGAAGGGUGCAUACCUCUAUCUAGCCUCAGACGCGUCCAGCUACACGACAGGUGCCGAUAUUGUGGUUGACGGUGGCUACUGCGCUCCUUGAGGAAUCUUCCUUACGUACCCACAUUUGAAUACUACUUCGGACUCCAUACAUGAAACCCGGAUUUUGGUUACGACAAUCAAUCAAUAACGGUAGCUCGAUAGAACGAUAGAUAAGAUAGACGAGAA